Messenger RNA from Pyricularia pennisetigena, 1743 nucleotides. RefSeq lists its product as uncharacterized. The record is from RefSeq and is a predicted model, not a curated record. The coding region runs from base 28 to 1743 and encodes 571 amino acids. Gene Ontology annotation, cellular component: mitotic spindle; DASH complex. The transcript is spliced from 7 exons. Gene Ontology annotation, molecular function: aldehyde dehydrogenase (NAD+) activity. Lineage: Eukaryota; Fungi; Ascomycota; Sordariomycetes; Magnaporthales; Pyriculariaceae.
UUUUACUUUGAUCAAACACAUUACAACAUGCCCCUCGCCACAGAGCUGAAGACUCCGGUCACGGGCACCUACCAGCAGCCCACCGGUCUCUUCAUCAAUAACGAGUGGGUAGAGGGUGUCGACAAGAAGACCUUCGAGACUAUCAACCCCAGCACCGAGGAGGUCAUCUGCUCCGUCAGUGAGGCCACCGAGAAGGAUGUUGAUAUUGCAGUCAAGGCUGCCCGCAAGGCCUUCGAGGGCGAGUGGAAGCAAACUACUCCUGGACAGCGAAGCAAGCUCUUGAUCACCCUUGCCGAGCUUACCGAGAAGAACUUUGACCUGCUUGCUGCUGUUGAGUCUCUCGACAACGGAAAGUCAAUUGCGAUGGCCAAGGGCGAUGUCGGUGCCGUAGCUGGCUGCCUGAGGUACUAUGGCGGUUGGGCGGACAAGAUCGAGGGCAAGACCAUUGACAUUGCCCCCGACAUGUUCCACUACACAAGGUCUGAGCCUAUCGGUGUCUGCGGUCAAAUUAUCCCCUGGAACUUCCCUCUUCUCAUGCUGGCAUGGAAGCUGGGACCUGCUCUGGCUACGGGUAACACCAUCGUCUUGAAGACUGCCGAGCAAACGCCCCUGUCAGCCCUUGUAUUCGCCAACCUAAUCAAGGAGGCCGGUUUCCCCGCUGGUGUCGUCAACAUCAUCUCUGGCUUCGGCAAGGUUGCCGGUGCUGCCAUCUCGGCACACAUGGACAUUGACAAGGUUGCUUUCACUGGCUCCACCGUCGUUGGUCGCACCAUCAUGAAGGCUGCCGCCUCGUCCAACCUCAAGAAGGUCACCCUUGAGCUCGGUGGCAAGUCGCCCAACAUCGUCUUCAACGAUGCCGAUAUCGAGGCUGCCGUCAGCUGGGUCAACUUUGGUAUCUACUACAACCACGGCCAAUGCUGCUGCGCCGGCUCGCGUAUCUACGUUCAGGAGGGCGUCUACGACAAGUUCGUCGCGGCUUUCAAGGAGCGCGCCCAGAAGAACAAGGUCGGUGACCCAUUCAAGGAGGACACCUUCCAGGGUCCUCAGGUCAGCGAGCUCCAGUUCAACCGCAUUAUGGACUACAUCAAGUCAGGAAAGGAGGAGGGAGCUACUGUUGAAACGGGUGGUGAGAGGCACGGCGACAAGGGCUAUUUUAUCCAGCCCACUAUCUUCACCAACGUCCGUCCGGAGAUGAAGAUCAUGAAGGAGGAGAUCUUUGGUCCCGUUGUUGCCAUGGCCAAGUUCAAGACCGAGGAGGAGGUUAUUGCUCUUGCCAACGACAGCAACUACGGCCUGGCUGCCGCCGUCCACACCAAGGACCUUAACACAUCUAUCCGUGUUAGCAAUGCCCUGAAGGCCGGUACCGUCUGGGUCAACUGCUACAACAUGCUCCACCACCAGCUUCCCUUUGGUGGUUACAAGGAGUCUGGUAUUGGUCGCGAACUGGGCGAGGCUGCGCUGGCCAACUACACUCAAAACAAGUCGACGCCGUUUGAGCAGCAGAGGGAGGCACUCAUCGGCGAGAUUGCCAUGAGCUUCGAGCAGGUCCUGGCCAACAUCAACAAGCUGAACAGGUCCCUCGAGGCGGUUAUCACGGUUGGCAACGAGUUUUCCUCGGUGGAGGCUCUGUGGUCACAAUUCGAGAACGUCAUGGCCAAGGAUCCGGAUGAGGGCAAGGCUGAAGGCGAGGGGAGCGAUGGGGAGGGCGAGCAGCAUCCGAAGCGGGGUGACGAGAAAAGAUGA